Molecule: messenger RNA, 2886 nt
Organism: Anopheles cruzii
Lineage: Eukaryota; Metazoa; Arthropoda; Insecta; Diptera; Culicidae
Product: zinc finger protein 574-like
Exons: 2
Coding region: 463-2670 (735 amino acids)
Biological process (GO): regulation of transcription by RNA polymerase II
Cellular component (GO): nucleus
Molecular function (GO): zinc ion binding; RNA polymerase II cis-regulatory region sequence-specific DNA binding; DNA-binding transcription factor activity, RNA polymerase II-specific
Source: RefSeq, a predicted model, not a curated record
CGAGCGACGACGAUCUUGCACGGGUGAUAGGGUGGUCCGGAGACCCUCCGGUGGUAACCCUUUGCUUGCGCGGUCACCACGGCGCCGCGUGUAUGUGUGCCGAGGUCGAUUCCGGUGCAAAGUGAAAGUCCACGUUGCCACCAGUGGACGACCCCGUGCGCGCCCACCGAUGGUCGUGAGAGGUGAUCGAUCCCGGUGAUCGUGAGAUCGUGAGUGCGAAUCGUGCGCGCGAAUCACACGGACGAGCCGAGCGCGUUCGGGAAGUGCGUUUGACGAGAGAAUUUAUUGUUUGCGUUUGGUUUUUGCGUUGAUCCCACUGAUCGGAACUGAGAGAGAGAGAGUGGUAGAGACUAGGGCGCCGAAGGGUGGAAGAAGGGACACAUUGGGCUCCCCGUUGGUUUCCUGCUGGACGGGAUUUAGGGGCACGGGACGACGCAAUGAGUGAGAGCCAAAGGAAGGACAAUGACGCAAGAAGAAGUGUUGCUAGCGAAUCGGUUGGAAAGCUGCUGCCGGCUGUGCUUUUCCGGUGAAGAUCUGAGCUGCAGUCUGUUCCCGGACGACCGCUCCCGGGCGGACCACCACCGCCAGCACCGUCGCCCCCAGGCGGAGGAUCGACGCGCUCGGAACGGUGUCGAGGAGGAGGAUCGUCGUGAGCAGAUCGUCGAGAUGAUCUUGGAGUGCACCUCGAUUCAGAUAACCUUGGAGGAGGACUACCCGGCGAAGGUCUGCGAAAAGUGUGUCGAAACGCUCGACAAGUUUUAUCAGUACCGGAGGCGCUGCCUGCUCAACGAUCAGAUACUGCGUACCGAGCGACUCCGAGGUCACAUGAGUGGCAAGGCGGCGGCAGCGGCAAACCAUCAUCGCCUGCCGCCAUCAUUCCCGCAGGUAGAAGGGACACAAGCGCUACAAACCCUCCAGCAGCAACCGGCGGCGUUCUGCUCACCGUCGAUUAGGAUCAAAAGCGAACCGUUGGCGCUUCUGGAACGACCAUCUGCUGACCGGGAAGGCGACCGGGACGAGCAGCAGGAUGAAGAGGUGGACCCGGAGCGAAGGGGCCGGCGACGAGCGGGAGGGGAGCACGAUGGUCCAUCGGCAGCACCACCGCCGCCACCGGCGGAGUCGUCUUCGUCGAUCCUACGCAGUAUAUUGUUGCAAACGCGCGAUCAAUCGAUCACUGCCGCCAGCCAUCGUUCGUCGCCCAACACGGACUCGGAGUCACCGGCGCGCCAAACACCUCCGCACCCGGCCACGCAUGCCUCGCCCGGUGCAUCGGCGGGGGCCGCUGGUUCAGAGGAGGACAUUAAACCCUCGCUGCUACAGCAGAUGCUUCUCCAGCAAGGAUCUCCGGCGCGAUCUUCGCCACCGAAAGCGCCGUCCAUCGCUAGUAGUCCCGUUUCAGCAGCCGUCCUCGAGAGUGCCACAACGACCCCUUCCGCGUUGGGAUCCUCUUCGUCGCUCCUGAAACGGAUGCUGCUCGAUGGUGCCGGCGGAAGUAGUAUGGGAGCCGGCCCGUCACUGGAGCCGCUGCCCAGGACGAAGAGUGAACCUCCGACAACGGUCGAUUCGCCAUCGCCACCCGUCAUCGGCGAACCGGGACGGGCCGUGGAGAUGGCGGCCAAUGAAACGCCGCUCGCCUCGCAGCUUCGGUCCAUUCUCCUGCAGCACCGGUCCGUGCUUGCCUCGCACGACGGCCAGGGCACGGAACAGUCUGCCGCCACUGCGACCAUCCCGCCCGAGAAGCCCGAAGUGUCGUACGUACGAAGUUUGUUCCUGCGAAAUGACGCUUCGGACGACUCUGACGGUGAACCACCGGCAACGGAUGAUCAGCGGGAGCUGCUCUUGUACGCGAUGUUCCACGAGCUCCGCGCACGCCAACAGCAGGCACCCGGGGGGUGCUCCUCGGACGAUUCGGACGAUUCCGAGGAGCUGCCGCACGACUACCGGAUGCCGAGCGUCGUCCGACGCCGGAGCACCGAAUCGUCGACCGAUUCCCGUGCCAGUAAACGGCGCCGUACGGAGUAUCCUUGUCUGCUGUGUGGACGAUCGUUUGCCGGCCGCACGAAACUCGUGCUGCACAUGCGCACGCACAUGAUGGACACGGUGGCUGCGGCCGCCGCAGCCGCAACAGUGCCCUCGGCACACUCGCCACAUCCUGCGCCUUUGGCGAACGGUGGCGUUGGUGAUGACGGUAACCGUUCCCCCACGCUGCGAGUCGCCGCUAACUUCCACAACCACUCGCUGCUUCUGGGUGGCCACCACCCCAGCGGCGGUGGCAUUACUGCGGGCGAUGGAGCGGCCGGUACCAACGAGGACGAAAUUGAUCUACUGGAGCGGCGAUCGUACGCGUGCUACAUUUGCGGGGCCGAUCAGAGCAACCUGCAGCAGCUGCGGGAGCAUUUGCUGGCGGCUCACCAGGACCGGGUACGGUCCCGCGGGAGGACGCGCGAGCGACCGAAAGCGUCGAUCAGCUGCGAGAUUUGUGCCCGCCAGUUUCGUAGCCAGUUCGCGUACGGCGAGCACAUGCGGACGCACACCGGCGAGCGGCCGUUCCCGUGCGAUCAGUGUGAUAAGCGAUUUCCGCGCCGGUUCCAGCUGCUCGGCCAUCUCUACAACGUUCACAAGCAGUCCUGGGUGGCCGACGAAUCGAAGGCCAAGUUCGCGAAGAAGUGAACCCCCUACGGCGGGGGGACGUGGGACAGAGCGGGGAGGGGAACAACAAUACGAAUUUUACCUUUAUAACAAUAUGGGUUUUUGUCCCUGUCGCGCUGUAACAAUGCUGUAGUGAAUUAGAGAGAAUGAAAGAAAACAAUGAACUCACAACGGAUGUCCGAGACACAUACACAUUAUAUCUUAUUUUUUCUGUUCUGUUCUGUGUAGUAUGAUUGU